Owenia fusiformis is the source of this 2384-nucleotide messenger RNA. Lineage: Eukaryota; Metazoa; Annelida; Polychaeta; Sabellida; Oweniidae. The record is from the annotation of a GenBank genome assembly.
GUGCGUUCAUUCGUGCGUUCGUUUGUAACUACGUUCUUGCGUGCGUGGGUUCGAUCUUUUGUAAAUUGUUUUCUUCUAUCUUCCCUUCAUGCGUUCUUUUGGCCGCCUAUCCGUCCGUUUGUUCAUUCAUUGUUUUUCGGCUGUUCUUCUGUCCAUCCGUGCGUUCUUUCCUCGUUCGUUUGUUCGUUUGCAGGUUUUCAUCAAAAUGUGUCUUUCCACUGCCAUAUGAAAGAAUGUAAAUAAUCAAGAAAGCAAGCAAGGACGUGAGGAAGUAAACAAGCAACGAAGUAAGUAAUUGAGUUAUCAAGCAAGUAAAGAAUGGAGGAAGUAAAUCGAAGAAGUGAAGGUGGGAGUAAUAUAAGUAAGCAAGGAAGGAAAAAAGGAAGGAAGGAGGGAAGGAAAGAAGCAAGGAAGCAAUGAAGGAAGGAAGGAAGGAAGGAAGCAAGGAAACGAGAAAGCGAGGAGGGAAUAAAGCGAGGAAGCAAGCAAGGAAGCAUCUGAGGAAGAAAGGAAGGAAGAAACCGAGGGAGCAAGGAAGGAACGAUGCGAGUAAAGAAUUAAGCAGGGAAGCUAGCAAGUAAGGAAGCGAGGAAGCCAGGAAGCAAAGAAGGAAGGAAAUGAGGAAGCAAGGAAGGAAGGAAGCAAGCAAAGACGCAAGGAAAGGAAGGAAAAAAGCAAGGAAGGAAGAAGGCGAGAAUGCAAGGAAGCAAGGAGGGAAGAAAACAAGGAAGAAAUGAAGCGAGAAAAGAAGGACACGAGGAAAGAAUGAAGGAAACGAGGAAACAAGGAAGGAGGAAAGGAGGAAGUGAGGAAGGAAGGAAGCAAGGAAGGAAGGAGGGGAGUGAGGAAGGAAGCGAUGAAGCAAGGAAAGAAAGAAGCGAGGAAGCAAGGAAGGAGGAAAGAUGGAAGCGAGGAAGCAAGAAAGGAAUGGAGCGAGAAAGGAAGGACGUGAGGAAAAAAACGGAAGAAGCGAGAAAGCAAGGAAUGAGGAAAAAAGGAAGCGAAGAAGGAUGGAAGCAAGGAAGGAGGGAAGUGAGGAAGGAAGGAAGCGAUGAAGCAAGGAAAGAAGGAAGCGAGGAAGCAAGGAAGGAGGAAAGAUGGAAGCGAGGAAGCAAGAAAGGAAUGGAGCGAGAAAGGAAGGACGCGAGGAAAAAAACGAAAGAAGCGAGGAAGCAAGGAAUGAGGAAAAAAGGAAGCGAAGAAGGAUGGAAGCAAGGAAGGAGGGAAGUGAGGAAGGAAGGAAGCGAGGAAGCAAGGAAAGAGGGAAGCGAUGAAGCAAGGAAGAAAGCGAGGAAGCAAGGAAGGAAGCGAGGAAGCAUGGAAGGAGGGAAUGAAGCAAGGAAGGAUGGAAGAAAGGAAGGAAGUGAGGAAGAAAUUUGUGAAGGAAGCGAGGAAGCAAAGAAGGGGGAAAGAAGGGAGCGAGGAAGAAAAAAAGCAAGGAAGGAAAGAGGGAAACGAGGAAAGAAGGAAGCGAAGAAGCAAGGAAGGAAGGACCUGAGGAAGCAAGGAAGGAUGCAAGGAAGGGAACGAGGAAGAAAGGAAUCCAAGAAGCAAAGAAGCAAAGAAGGAAGGAAACGAUGAAUCAAGGAAAGAAGGAAGCAAGCAAAGACGCAAGAAAGGAAGGAAGGAAAAAAGCAAGGAAGGAAGUAAGUAAGGAAAGAAGGAAGAAGGCGAGAAAGCAAGGAGGGAAGGAAGCAAGGAAGGAAUGAAGCGACAAAGGAAGGACGCGAGGAAGAAACGAAGGAAUCGAGGAUGCAAGGAAGGAGGAAAAAGGAAGCGAGGAAGGAAGGAAGCAAGGAAUGAAGGAGGGAAGUGAGGAAGGAAGGAAGUGAGGAAGGAAGGAAAGAAGGAAGCGAGGAAGCAAGGAAGAAAGCCAGCGAGGAAGCAUGGAAGGAAGGAAUGAAGCAAGGAAGGAAGGAGGAAAGGAAGUGAGGAAGAAAUUUAUGAAGAAAGCGAGGAAACAAAGAAGGAGGAAAGAAGGGAGCGAGGAAGGAAAAAAGCAUGAAAGGAAAGAGGGAAGCGAGGGAGGAAGCAAGGAAGGAAUGAAGCAAAAAAGGAAGGACGCGAGGAAAAAACGAAGGAAUCGAGGAAAGAAGCGAGGAAGCAAGGAAGGAAGGAAGCCAGGAAGGAAGGAAGCAAGGAGGGAAAGAAGCAAGGAAGGGAGGAAGCAAGGAAAGGAAGGAUGCAAGGAAGCGAAGAAGGAAGGAAGUGAGGAAGCAAGGAAGGGAGGAUGCAAGAAAGGAAGGAAGCAAGCAAGGAUGGAAGGAAGGAAGCGAGGAAGGAAGGAUGCAAGAAUUCGAGGAAGCAAGGAAGGGAGGAAGGAAGGGAGGAAGGAAGCGAGGAGGGAAGCAAGGAAGGAAGCAAGAAAGAAAGAAGGGAAGUGA